Glycine soja is the source of this 1255-nucleotide messenger RNA. Its product is annotated as solute carrier family 25 member 44-like. Gene Ontology annotation, biological process: transmembrane transport. The record is from RefSeq and is a predicted model, not a curated record. Bases 202 to 1224 code for a protein of 340 amino acids. The transcript is spliced from 2 exons. Lineage: Eukaryota; Viridiplantae; Streptophyta; Magnoliopsida; Fabales; Fabaceae.
UACAUGUUCUUCACCCGUGUCUUUUGUUUCCUUCUCCCACUUCUUUCUUUAUUAACCAUCUCUCAAACACUCACACCCAACCCCAUCGAUCCUUUCCUUCUCAUGUCCUUUUAGCUACACUAACCUUAAAUUUCUUGCACUUGUAAACCUUUGCAUAUUAAAAGCUGCAACAAACGAAUCAAAAAAGUGUCCAAGUCCAAGAUGAGUUCGAUUCCAACAACCACCUACGAAGAUUCUUCAGCAGUUAACAUUUCAGAAUUCCAACCUCAAUCUCACGCACCGAAGGAAAUUGAGUGGCACAUGCUCGACAAGUCAAAGUUCUUCUUCCUGGGAGCAGCCUUGUUCUCCUCUCUCUCCGCCGCCCUCUACCCCGCCGUGGUCUUGAAGACACGUCAGCAAGUUUCCUCCGCCAAAAUCUCGUGCCGCAACAUGUCACGCGCCAUCAUUCGCUACGAGGGUUUCCGAGGUUUCUACCGAGGUUUCGGCACUUCCUUAAUGGGAACAAUCCCCGCACGUGCGCUUUACAUGUCUGCGCUUGAAGUCACGAAGAGCAACGUCGGCACCGCCACCGCUCACUUGGGGUUUUCCGAUGCGUCGGCCGCUGCCAUCGCUAAUGCCGCCGGAGGCGUAGCUUCCGCCAUGGCGGCACAAUUGGUGUGGACCCCAGUUGAUGUCGUGAGCCAAAGACUCAUGGUUCAAGAAAGCAACAAAAUGUGUUACAGGAAUGGUUUUGAUGCAUUUAGGAAAAUUCUGGGUGUUGAAGGGCCAAGGGGGUUUUACAGAGGGUUUGGGGUUUCCAUAGUGACUUAUGCUCCCUCUAACGCAGUUUGGUGGGCUUCGUAUUCAAUGGUAAACAGGCUUAUUUGGGGCGUGUUUGGUGGUUGUGGUAAUUCAAAUUUUGGACGCGAUUCGAAGGUGAUGGUGGGUGUGCAAGGGUUGAGUGCAGUUAUGGCUAGUGGGGUUUCGACUAUUGUGACUAUGCCACUUGACACGAUCAAGACGAGGUUGCAAGUGUUGGAUGCAGAAGAGAUUAAUGGACGAAGGAGGCCAUUGACUCUUGUGCAAGCGGUUCAUAACUUGGUGAAGGAAGGGGGAAUCUUGGCUUGUUACAGAGGCUUGGGACCAAGGUGGGCUUCUAUGUCCAUGUCUGCGGCAACCAUGAUUACUACCUAUGAGUUCUUGAAACGCGUGUCUGCUAAGAAUCUGGAUAGAUUCAUUGUGUAGUAACUUUACCAGUAAAGGUUUUUAGGCUAAA